AUGGAAGAGUGGCUGAGCAACUUCAAGGAGAUCUUCGGAGUCAUCCGCGCGCUGAACCCCUUCAGAUUGACCGGUGCCAGCCGCGACUACAUUGUGGUGGCUUCUGACUCGGGGAGGAUAGUGAUCCUGGAGUAUGACGGCACCAAGAACAUGUUCGAGAAAGUGCACCAAGAGACUUACGGCAAGACGGGCUGCCGCCGGAUCGUGCCCGGGCAGUACCUGGCCGUGGACCCCAAGGGCCGGGCGGUGAUGAUCGGCGCCAUCGAGAAGCAGAAGUUCGUCUACAUUCUGAACCGCGACUCCGCGGCGCGGCUCACGAUCUCGUCCCCGCUGGAGGCACACAAGAGCUAUACCUUGGUCUACGCCAUGGUGGGCAUGGACGUGGGAUUUGAGAACCCGCUCUUCGCCAGCAUCGAGCUCAGCUAUGAGGAGGUGGACAAAGAUCCUCACGCGGAGCCCCCGCAGAAGAUGCUGACGCUCUAUGAGAUGGACUUGGGACUGAACCACGUGACGCGGAAGUUCGCCGACGCGGUGGACCACUCCGCCCACGCCCUGAUCGCGGUGCCCGGCGGCGUGGACGGGCCCUCAGGCGUGUUGGUGUGCUGUGAGAACUGCCUCGUCUACAAGAAGCAGGGCCACCCGGACGUGGUCUGCGCCAUCCCCAGGCGCUUGGAAAUGGCCCAGGAGAAGGGCUUGCUGAUCGUGGCGCACGCCACGCACAAGCUGAAGGAUUUCUUCUUCUUCCUCAUCCAGAGCGAGUACGGAGACCUCUACAAGGUGACCCUGACACACGACGAGGACCUGGUCUCAGAGGUGCAGGCGGGAUACAUCGUGGUCUCCUUCGUGGAUGUGACGUUGGUGCUGUCCAUCGGAGACACCGUGGAGGAGGUGUUGGACAGUGGCUUCUUGGCCACUGCUCCUUCCUUGCUGAUUCAGCUCAUGGCGGAUGACUCCUACGUGCAGGUGCACCCGACGGGUAUCCGGCACUUGCUGCCGCGGCGGACCAACGAGUGGCGUGUGCCGGGGCAGAAGCGCAUCGUCACAGCUGCGGCGAACGAGCGUCAGGUGGUCAUUGCCUUGUCGGGCGGAGAGAUCCUGUACUUCGAGAUCGAUGAAAGCCACACGCUGAACGAGGUGGCCAAGCGAGACAUGAACUAUGAGGUGCUUUGCAUCGCGGUGCAGCCUGUGCCGGACAACCGGCAGCGUGCCUCCUUCAUGGCAGUGGGAGGUGUGGACAACACCAUCCGCAUCCUGUCCCUGGAGCGGGAGCGUCCCCUGAAACAGCUCUCCGCUCAGGCGCUGCAGUCCCCGGCGGAGAGCGUGUGCCUGCUGGAGAUGAAGAACCUGGGCCAGGCGGAGGAUGUGCACAGCCUGUUCCUGAGCAUCGGCCUCAGUAGCGGCAUCCUCAUCCGAUCGGUGGUGGACUUUGUCACCGGCACCCUGAGCGACCAGCGCUCUCGAUUCCUGGGCGCCAAGGCAGUUCGGCUCCAUAAGGUGGCAGUGCAGGGCAUGCCGGCGAUGCUGGCCCUGAGCACCAAGCCCUGGCUGUCCUAUAACUUCCAGGGCAAGAACCACUGCACACCGAUGAGCUACGAGCAGCUGGAGUUUGCCUCCUCCUUCGCCUCCGAGCAGUGCCCCGAAGGCUUCGUCGCGAUCUCCGGCAACACGCUGCGCAUCUUGGCUUGCGAGCGUUUGGGCGAGCUCUUCAACCAGACGGUGAUGAACCUCUCCUACACGCCCCGGCGCUUCGUGCCUCUGCCGCCGGCGGUGCUGCCGCCGCCAGGCCAGCCCACCACGGAUCCCAUCAUGUUGGCGGUACUGGAGGCGGACCACAACGCCUACAACGAGGAGACGAAGCGUGAGAUUAGGGCCGCCCUGAAGAAGAUUCGCCUCACGAAGACCGUGGACGACGAGCUCGACGACGUGAAGGAUGAGGACGACGAGGACCUGCCGGAAGCGCAGGUGGGUACCUUCAAGGCGGGUGAAGGCAAGUGGGGCUCCUGCGUGCGCAUCGUCAAUCCGUCCACUCUGACGCCGGUCUUCAAACUGGAUCUGGAUAUCGAUGAGGCAGCGCUGUGCUUGACGGUGUGUUACUUCUCACAGCUGGCCAACCAGCCCUGUCUGGUGGUGGGCACUGUCUACAACAUGACGCUCUACCCGCGGCACGCGCCCAAGGCCACCAUUAAGACCUACAUGUACGAUGAGCGGUACCACCUGCAGUUGAUCCAUUCUACGCCUUUGGACGACGUGCCCUUGUGUCUCUUCCCCUUUGAGGGCCGCUUGCUGGCGAGCGUGGGCAAGAACCUGCGCAUCUACGAGCUGGGCAAGCGCAAGCUGUUGCGCAAGUGCGAGUACAAGAACAUCCCGGAGGGCCUGAUGUGGAUGCACGUGAAGGGUGACAAGAUCUUUGCGGCGGACCUUAGGGAGUCCUUCCACAUCUUCAAGUACCGGCGCUCGGACAACCAGCUCUUCGUGCUGGCGGAUGAUCAGGCACCCAGAUGGACGACCUGCUCAACUGUGCUGGACAGCAUGACGAUGGCAGGCGCAGACAAGUUUGACAACUUCUUUGUGUGCAGAAUACCGGAGGAGGCGCGCGGGGACGAAGGUGGUGACCAUACGGGCUUGCGUCUCAAGGCGGACACGGCGUACCUCACCGGAGCCACGCCGAAGUUGGAUAGCAUCGUGCAGUUCCACGUGGGCGACACCGUCACCGCCCUGGAGAAGACCACCUUGGCCCAGGGCGGCAGCGAGCUGAUCUGCUUCUCCACGCUGCUAGGCGCGAUCGGGGCCUUCUACCCCUUUGCCGGCAAGGAUGAGUUGGACUUCUUCCAGCACCUCGAGAUGUUCGUGAGGGCUGAGAAGCCGCCCCUCUGCGGGCGAGAUCACAUCAUGUACCGCUCCUACCACUUCCCUGUCCAGAACUGUGUGGACGGCGACCUUUGCGAGCAGUUUAUGACGCUCACAGCGGAGAAGUCGGGAUGCUAA
Effrenium voratum is the source of this 2985-nucleotide messenger RNA. Lineage: Eukaryota; Dinophyceae; Suessiales; Symbiodiniaceae. The record is from the annotation of a GenBank genome assembly.